AUGGCAUCAACCAACUCGGGCUCUUGUCUGUGUGGAGCUGUGCAAUAUCAGCUUUUAGAUGCUCCCGAGAAGUGUGUUAUAUGUUACUGUGAGAGCUGCCAGAAAUCUACGGGCUCCGUAUGCAUGGCGAACUGCUUGUUCAAGAGAGAGAAUUUAGAGAUAACGCAUGGACAAGGGGCACUUGCAACGUAUGAAGACCGAGCGACAUCCUCCGGUCAAGCUCUGCAGCGCUCGUUUUGCAGCAUUUGCGGGUCGUGUCUCUUUGUACAGAACGAAAUAUCGGAACGGAAUGGGAUCAUAGCAGUCACCAGUGGAACCAUCAAUGAUCGAAGUGGUCUCCAGCCAACCCUAGAAUAUUGGUGCCAGCGUCGCCGUAGCUGGCUUCAACCUGGUGGUAUCGAGGGCUCGGAGAGGAGGGAGACACAAUGA
Messenger RNA from Aspergillus ochraceoroseus IBT 24754, 429 nucleotides. RefSeq names its product GFA family protein. NCBI's taxonomy places the organism in Eukaryota, Fungi, Ascomycota, Eurotiomycetes, Eurotiales, Aspergillaceae. The transcript has 2 exons. The record is from RefSeq and is a predicted model, not a curated record. Bases 1 to 429 code for a protein of 142 amino acids. Gene Ontology annotation, molecular function: carbon-sulfur lyase activity.